GAGACGUGGGUGAACAAGCUACGGAAAACUCACACAGUGAGACCAAGUAAACCGACCCACCUCAUCCAGUACUGUAUUAGCAAAGGGGUCCCGGAAAAGAGCAACUAAAGCAGUGGCUUCUUCAAUCACGUCCACGCAAUGGGACCUCACACAAGCACGCAGUCAAACACCACAAUGUCUUACCUAGCUCGGACGAUCUGGUCGUUUCAAACCGUCAGAGCCCGAAUUUCCCAACGGCUAUCACAACACAUGAAAAUACCAAUCUCGUAAGGCUAUACAGUAGGUUGUUCUGCUCUGAGGUACCUCCGCCAAGGUUGAUGAGAUUAAGUAGGGAUGAAUUGGAGCAGCUUCAGACUAGAAUGGCUCAGCGUGAUAUGGCCACUCUGAGCCCCUCGAGUACUAGCUCACUUCCUGAUUAUCCAACGUCAUCCACCAAUGACGGGUUUGUGCACUACUCUUAUGGGUACCCAAGUAGGGAUCGAGAUGAAUGGGCGCAAACCAUCACACCUCAGCUGCCUAGGACAAAUAGCCAGGGUGGUCCGAGUCCAAGUGGUUCAAGGCUACAGCCUUCAACUUCUAUCUUGACUGGAGACACCAAACAAGUUCCUCCUCAAGCCUUACCAAUUGCCAAUAUUGGGCAGUUGCCAGCUCCAGUAUUAUCCAAUGGCAACAGUAGACAUAGGACUAUGGCCAAGAAGAAGCGUUAUCCCUCGCUGAAGCCUUGUUAAUUUCAAUCGAUAGACCAAAUAAAAUAGAUCACUCAGAGCGCGGCUGUGAUACUUUAUCCAACUGUAUCACUGCAGUACUUAAGUAGAUGAACCUAGCAUACAUAGAAGACGCGGUCUAUGCAUCAGUAGAUUUUAGCUU
Serpula lacrymans var. lacrymans S7.9 is the source of this 867-nucleotide messenger RNA. RefSeq lists its product as uncharacterized. NCBI's taxonomy places the organism in Eukaryota, Fungi, Basidiomycota, Agaricomycetes, Boletales, Serpulaceae. Bases 318 to 728 code for a protein of 136 amino acids. The transcript is spliced from 7 exons. The record is from RefSeq and is a predicted model, not a curated record.